Messenger RNA from Coffea eugenioides, 537 nucleotides. RefSeq lists its product as uncharacterized. Lineage: Eukaryota; Viridiplantae; Streptophyta; Magnoliopsida; Gentianales; Rubiaceae. The record is from RefSeq and is a predicted model, not a curated record. Bases 1 to 537 code for a protein of 178 amino acids. The transcript has a single exon.
AUGAGGCAAGUGUUGCAGAUCAAAUAUUUGGGAUUGCCGUUGGUUAUUGGGAGGUCUAAAAGGCAGAUGUUUGAAUUUAUACGACAAAAAGCAACUGCAAGACUUACGGGAUGGAAGGAGAAGCUAUUGAGUCAAGCUGGAAAAGAGGUAUUGUUAAAAUCAGUUGUAAUGGCUUUACCUACCUAUGUAAUGUCUUGCUGCUUGUUGCCACAGACCUUAUGUAGGGACAUAUGCUCAGAAAUGGCUAGGUUUUGGUGGGGACAGAAGAAAGAUGGACAAAGGAUUCACUGGCUCAGAUGGGGAAAGCUGACUGAGGUCAAGUCAGAUAGAGGGUUGGGCUUCAGGGAGCUGAGUGAGUUCAAUUUAGCAUUACUGGCUAAGCAGCUUUGGAGGCUUCUGACUAGGCCGAAUCUCCUGGUGAGCAAGAUAAUGAAGGCUAGAUACUUUAAAGGAAUGUCUAUCUGGGAUACAAAUGCAGCUAAUGGUGACUCAUGGUGUUGGAAGAGUUUUCUCAGUGCAAAACAGCUAUUGGAAUAA